AUGCGGAAGGGUCUGACUACAAAAACUACCAGCAGCAAGUUGGUAAUAGCCUCGGCUGCCGUACAAGACCACAUUUGACGAAACCUGCUGUAUGAGCAUCUGUCACCCUGUAACCCUGUGGAAUUGAGGUGCAGCAGAAAAGUACCCGGAAAGAGCAAAAACAUUCAAAAUGGAGGAAGACAGACAAAGAAGCCCCCAGAAACAAGAUGGCUCAGAAGAUGGCUUGGUGGCAUCCCCAGUCCCAAGGCUGACAGUGGCCGAGUGGACCCAAGGCUGACAGUGUUCGAGAGGACCCAAGUCAAGGCAAGGUCUGUUCACCAGGGAGACUCGGCUCAGCCUUUUGUGAUAUGCCGGGAGGAGUUUUCAUCUACGCCGUCAGGUGUGUUGCUGUCUUGCUCCCAUGUGUUCCACAGAGUGUGCCUGUGGGUCUUCGAGAGGUUUUACGGAAGGAGGUGCUGCCCCAUGUGCAGAGAGGAGCAUUAUGAAACUCUGGUGAUCCACGACGGGGCUCGCCUCUUCAGGCAGCAGUGUGCCUCCAGAAUUCAAGCAUGUUGGCGAGGCUACGCUGCUAGAAAAUGGUGCAGAAACGUGAGGAAGACCAUCCCUCCAGAAGACGAACAACGGCGGCGUAAAUUCUAUGAGGAAAAGUUCCAGGAGUUGAAUGACAAAUUUGUCCGGCCGUGUCACAUCGAUGUGGAGUCUUUUCUGAGUGAAAUCAACUGCUCUUUGUCGUCAAGUGGACAAGUGUUCCAGCAGCUGGAGAGAGAGCCCAUCUCCGAGCCUCGGGUGGACAACUGGGACAGGAUACAGGAGCAGGUCAUCCAAAGAGCAGUCUUUGACUGCUCCAUCUACCUGACCUCAGUCUGCAGCUCCAGCGGAGUAUCCCAGCCGCGGCAGUCCACCAGGGUUGACUGGUUUGAGGCCUUCUGCAUCAACAGCAGACCGACCUGCCCUCUCUGCAGAUCUGCCUACUACAAGCUUCUUGUCUGA
Lampris incognitus (smalleye Pacific opah) is the source of this 990-nucleotide messenger RNA. RefSeq names its product ring finger protein 32 (gene rnf32). Lineage: Eukaryota; Metazoa; Chordata; Actinopteri; Lampriformes; Lampridae. The record is from RefSeq and is a predicted model, not a curated record. Gene Ontology annotation, molecular function: protein binding. The transcript is spliced from 7 exons.